AUUCAGCAUGUUCUACAUUUAAGAACAUACAAUUUAAUUUGAUACUUGAAAAAGGAACACCAUGAGCCAGAAGGCAGCAUUUCUAAAAAAAAUCCUUAUAAAAGCCGCCGUAUUUCAACAUCAUUUUCUUCAAACACCAUUUUCUUCAAACGUCUUCUUUUUAUUGAUACUGUCAAUGGUAGAUGACACCGAAUUAUAAAACUUGAUGAAAGAUGGAUUGACGAUAAGCACAUGACUAAACACCGCGGCUAGUUUUAAUUAAUUAAACAACAGAGGGCUCCCUUCAGGGGCACCGUAAACACGAACUACUUGUUAAAAAACUAAAAACAGUGAGUAAUGCUUUGCGUAUGUGUGUGUGGUUUUUCCAUGCAAAACUACAGUUACCACUGAAAGUGUGCAUAUUGUCCUUGGUGUUCUGAUGUACUUUCAGUUCACUUUUCUAGGCGUUCAGUCUUUGAAGGACAGAGUAGGUGAAACCCAUCACAAUGGCGGCAAAGGUUGGGAUUGCAGAAAAUGGUGUGGCCACUGCUGACGUAAAAGGAAACGUUACCGAAAUCAAGAAAGAAUGGAGCGUUAUUGAAGAUGGCGCCCUCGCUCAUCGACUUCAAGAAGAAGAAAAUGUCAACCAUUACUCUGGUAACAUCAGCAGACGCCGUACAGUCAGAUCGGAUAUCAAGACAGCCAAAUCAGCGGCUGACGAAGAGGCUAUCAGCGCUUUCAAAGAGGAACAUGAGAUUGUUGAAAAGAACAGAAAAAUAGAGUUGGAAGACGAGGAGGCGGCCAAGAAACUCCUCCAAGAAAUGAUGGAGGAGGAGAAACGAAAGUUGCGGGAGCUCCGACAAAAAGAAAAUGAGGAGGCGGAUCGGGAGGCGGCCAAACAGCUCUACUUGAAGAUGAUGGCAGAUGAGAAGAAGAAAACACAGAAGCAGAAAAGCUUUGAAGAAACUGAUGCUGAGCUUGCAAUGCGUCUCCACGCUCAUGAGGAGAAGAAACGACAGAUUUUGAGUAAACGACAACAAUCUAUCGAGUAUGAAGAGGAUGAUGAGAGGUUGGCGCGGCAACUCGCUAAGGAAGAGCAGAUGAGAUAUAAGAGUACUCCUCAGUCACCUCAUGGCAUUCAAGAAGAUGAUGAUAAGUAUCGCCAUAGAAACAGACAUAAACAAGAUUCACAUCAUAGAGACCAGCACAGACAAAAAGAUUAUAUGGUUCCAGACGUCAAGGGGUUAAAGGUUACAGACAGCCAGGAGGCGCCUUCUCGAGGAGGGAAACACCAACCAAAACAAGCGUCACGCUCGUCGGCUCACAGCCAGCAAGGGUUCUCAAAUAUUGCUCACGACGACAGUGACGAGGAGACGGAUAUCAUCGCCAAGAUCCAAGAUGAUGAGGAGCUCGCUCGAAGGUUGCAGAGAGAAGAAGUUCAAAAAUCAAGAGCUCCUCCUCAGCUCAGCGAGAAACAACGGCAGCAACUUAUUCAUGACCAGAAAAUUGCAAUCAAGAUGCAACAUGAGGAGGUCAUGUUUUCAAAGAAGAAAAAUUACGACAAUUACAUGGGGAAGGUUCGCGAUGAAAUCGCCGACCCAGAGCCCAUGGUCCUCCUCAGUCGUCAGAACCAGGUAGCUGUACCCGUGGAUGCCAAGUUCUCUGAUAAUGUACAGUUAACGGACUACACAGCAGGGGAAGGAGCACAACAUAGGCGUACCAGUGCCAGCGGGCAACCAGGGAAUAUUGCAGCGAGUCUCGAUCCGACGUUCAGAGGAGACGCGGGGAAUGUUGUACUACUUAAGAAGACGUCGCUGACGGAGGAGCCAAUAAUGAAUGCUGAUGGUAGCUUCGCUCCGGUCCAAGGAACGAGACGUAAAGAUUCCAAAGACAACAGCAAGAAAAGGAGCAGCUUCUUCUCAAAGCUUAAGAAAAAAUGAUAAGUGACUAGAAAAAAUAUUAUAGCUCCUUAUAAAUACAUAUAUCUCUGCUAUCACCCAAAUGACAAGAAAAAUAUAUCUGCUAUUAUCUAAAACAGUACACUGGUUUUGUAGGAAUAUUUGUGACAUAAAAACAUUCUUGUUUUUUUCACUCACAUUUGGACAGCAAAAUUUUGGUCCAGCGUUAACACUGUGUACGAUGGGUUUAUUGAAACUAGAGGAUGGCGAUGAAAAUUGCUUCACUGUAAAAAAUAAAUAAGAAAACACUAAUGACCAUGUAUUCCCUUUAAAGGACAAUAUUAUUAUUCAGUUAUAUUUUGUAGAUAAAUUUAUAUUAAUAUUCUUAUAUUCUUUGCAAUUUUUUAUUAGAUAUUUGAAGCAAUAUUAAAUGUAAAGAUGUACUUUCAAAUAUAUUAGUUUGCUGUAGUGUGUUGCAGCAUAGACAAGCUCUUCAACGCGGCAGGAAUUUAUAUUUUCAAAAUCUGCUCAACAAAAGUUAGUGGGAAGCCAGGGGCUGAUUUCACAAAGCAAUAAAAUCUAUCGCAAGACAAAUUGUCAGUAUUAC
Molecule: messenger RNA, 2484 nt
Organism: Asterias rubens (European starfish)
Lineage: Eukaryota; Metazoa; Echinodermata; Asteroidea; Forcipulatida; Asteriidae
Product: trichohyalin-like
Exons: 13
Coding region: 486-1919 (477 amino acids)
Source: RefSeq, a predicted model, not a curated record